Molecule: messenger RNA, 5415 nt
Organism: Phyllopteryx taeniolatus (common seadragon)
Lineage: Eukaryota; Metazoa; Chordata; Actinopteri; Syngnathiformes; Syngnathidae
Gene: fnip1
Product: folliculin interacting protein 1
Exons: 18
Coding region: 132-3449 (1105 amino acids)
Cellular component (GO): cytoplasm
Molecular function (GO): ATPase inhibitor activity; protein-folding chaperone binding
Source: RefSeq, a predicted model, not a curated record
GACUAAUGCCUGUCAUAUGACUGAGACCCAUGGAGACAGUUACAAGGAACAAGACUCGCUCGUGGAUUUGAAAAAAAAGAAAAGAAAAGGGGACUCUUUUCUCCCCCCCCCCCCCCCUUACAUGGUACAAAAUGCCUCCGACUCUCUUUCAGAAACUUUUCAACAAGAGGAGCGCUUUUUCGCCGCCUCCGCAGAGAGGUAACAAAGAGGAGCCAGCUUUCAGCUGGCCAAUCCCGCAGCUGGAGCCCAGUCACAUCCGGCUGAUCGUGUACCAGGACUGCGAGAGGCGGGGCCGCAACGUCCUCUUCGACUCAAACGCCAAGAAGAGAGGCACGGAAGACGCCCACCUCGCCGGCACAGAGGGCCAGGUGAAGAUGUUUGGCAAAUGCUGCCGGCUUCGACCGACGGGGGGCAGCAGCAGCUCCCUGGACAGCUCCUCCUCGUCCUCCUGCGCCUCCGAGACCGCCAGGGAAACCAAAGAGCAGGGCCUCCGCUUUCAGGGUUCGAGGUGUUCGUCUGACGUGGUCAUGCUGGGGGAGAUGAUGUUUGGAUCGGUGGCCAUGAGCUACAAAGGCUCCACGCUGAAAAUACACCAGAUCAGGUCGCCGUCUCAGCUGAUGCUGAGUAAGGUGUUCACAGCCAGGACGGGAGGCAGCGUGUACGGCAGCCUCAACACGUUACAGGACAGUCUGGAGUUCAUCACUCAGGACAGCGGCAACACGCUGCGGCCCGAUCAAAACACCGUGCCAAAUAAUCUCCUGGGGAACAUAGGAUUUUCUCAGCUCUGCAGCCCUCGACGGGCCUUCUCUGAGCAGGGCCCGCUGCGUCUCAUCAAAAGCGCAUCUUUCUUUUCAGGCCACAGCCACCCCAUGGACAUGCCGGGCCGAGGGCUGUACGACGAGCGGGACAGCGGCAUCGCCCGCUCAGCGUCCCUGAGCAGCCUCCUUAUCACGCCCUUCCCUUCGCCGGGCUCUUCGCUGACCAGCAGCUGCGCGUCCAGCUACCAGCGGCGGUGGCGACGCAGCCAGACCACCAGCCUAGAAAACGGUGUCUUCCCACGCUGGUCGGUGGAGGAGAGCUUCAACAUGUCGGACGAGAGCGGCGGGCAGAGCCUGGGCGCGGCGCGCAAGAAGAAGAUCGCCAUCGGCGUCAUCUUCACGCUGUCGCCAAGCCCGGAUGAGAACAGCCGCUUCCAGGACUUCUUCUUCUCGCACUUUCCGCUCUUCGAGAGCCACAUGAACAAGCUCAAGAGCGCCAUCGAACAGGCCAUGAAGAUGAGCCGGCGGUCAGCUGACGCCAGCCAGAGGGCCUUGGCUUACAGCCGCAUGGUGGAGGGGCUCAACGAGUUCAGGAUGACCAUAUGCGACCUGUACAGCAUGCCCCGCGUGGCCGAGCCCGUGUGGCUGACCAUGAUGUCGGGCGCGUCUGAGAAGAACCACCUGUGCAGCCUCUUCAUGAGAGAGUUCUCGCUGCUGAUGGAGCAGGCCUCCAAAAACCAGUUCCUCCCGGCGUUGCUGACGGCCGUCCUGACCAACCACCUGGCCUGGGUGCCCACGGUCAUGCCCAACGGCCAGCCGCCCAUCAAGAUCUUCCUGGAGAAGCAUUCGUCGCCCAGCGUGGACAUGCUGGCCAAGACGCACCCCUACAACCCGCUGUGGGCGCAGCUCGGCGACCUGUACGGCGCCAUCGGCUCUCCGGUGCGCCUGGCCCGCACGGUGGCCGUGGGCCGUCGUCAAGAGCUGGUGCAGCGCCUCCUGUACGUGCUGACUUACUUCAUCCGCUGCUCAGAGCUGCUGGAGACGCACAUGCUGGACGGCGCUGAGGACGAGGCCAUCGUCAUGCCCGGCUCGCUCAUCACCACCUCGCUGCGCAAGGGUGAAGUGGAAGAGUCGGACUACGUGCUCGUGACCGUGCACAAGCCCGGCGGCGACUACUUGGCGGAGAAGGACGACGAGGGCGAGGACCGGUGCCAAGCGACCGGGACUCUCCAGGACGACGUUUGCCGGACUUCGGAGGAACUCGAGGGGCCUCAUAAGGAGUCCGGCAGCCCGCUGACCGCCGAGGCCCGGCUGGAGACGGUGCUGCCCGUGGGCUCAUGCUCCCCGAGAGAACGCGGACCGGACGAGGGCCUGGGCAGGGACCCUGUCGGAGACCCCAUCGGGGACCCCCUGCUGGGCUUCCCCCUGGAGAAAAAGCCUCCGGACAAGAACGUCCCCCCGGGAACCAGCGCGUCGGGCCCUAUGUCUCUCAUCCUGCCAGAGGAGGCGGCCAGCAAAGUCACCUUCCUCAUCGGGGACUCAAUGUCGCCCGAGUCGGACACCGAGAGCCGGCGGAGGAAGGUGGAGGAGGAGAUGAAGAAGCACAGGAAGCUCCACCAUCUUCCGCCGCCUACGCCGCAGGACCCCCCGUCCUUGCAGCGGGUGUCCAGCAAACUUCCCCCGUGGAACACCGAUGCUCCGGAUUUUAGCCACUUCGACGAGUACUUCUGCGCGGAGAACCCGGUGGAAACGAGGACAAUAGACGACGUGGCCAAGCGGGAGGAGGCCGCCGGCGCCGUGGCCGGUCUUCGUAAAGACCUUCUGGACCCAUCGGGGGUCGGGCGUCACGUCCAGGGCGGCAUCGACAAAGCGAGCGACUCGUCGGACGCGCACAGGAGGUGCAGGUGCGCCUCUACGGACUCGUGCGACAAAGGACUCGUCCUGUCCGUGCCCGUCCUCCACCACUGCGCAGGCAAAGGCGGAGGCGGCGGUGAGGACCAAAAGUGCAAGGUGGCGCCCCUCAACGACUGGGAGAUUCCACGCAACGAAAGCUCAGACAGCGCGCUGGGCGACAGCGAGAGCGAGGAGACGGAGGACUGGCAGGAGGAGGUGCUGGUGCCUUUCCCUGGCUCCAAGCUAGUGGAGAACUACUCCAAGCCGACCAUCGCCAACUUCGGCCGCUCCCUGUUCGGCGGCUACUGCCCCACCUAUGUGCCAGACUUUGUACUGCACGGGAUGCCCGGCGACGACAAGCUACGGCAGAGCCUCAUGGCCGAACUCACGCACGCCGUCCAGCAUCCGGUACUGGACGAGCCCAUUGCCGAGGCCGUGUGUAUUGUGGCCGACACGGACAAGUGGACGGUGCAGGUGGCCAGCAGCCAAAGAAGAGCCACCGAUGUGGGCAAGCUGGGCAAGGAGGUACUGGUGUCAAGCCUGGUGUCAGGACUGCUGCACUCCACGCAGCAGCUCUACAAGCUCAACAUGUCGCCCAACUUUUGCAUCAUGCACCUGGAGGACCGCCUGCAGGAGAUCUACUUCAAGAGUAAGAUGUUGGCCGAGUACCUGAAGGGCCAAAAGAGAGUCCACGUCAAAGAACUGGGCAUGGUUUUAGGAAUCGAAUCGAGCGACCUUCCGCUUCUGGCCGCCGUGGCCAGCACUCACUCGCCCUACGUGGCCCAGAUCCUGCUGUGAGGGCGACAACGCGUCUGGGCUUCCUUUUUUUUUUUCUCCUCCAUUUUCUUUGUGGAUGGACCUCACACACUGUUGCUGCUGACAGGUGCAGUGUCCGAUCGUACCACAGGAGGGUACUAUUGGGCAAGAAAGGAAGAAUCUUUGAAUGUUUUUCUUUUCUUUCUUGGACACCAAGCCAAAGACUUGACUGCCAAAGGGGUGUUAGGAUCACGCUGAAAAGAAACUGAAUGUUACACCACGAGAGUGAAGUAAAGACAUAUUUUUCUUAUAAAAAUAAAUUGUAUAUUUUUGUGGAAAAAAAAAUAAAAAUAUCAUAAUCUUUCAAGAAUAAUACCAGAUGAUUGUAUCUAAAGGAGGCUUUUCCCCUCCUUAUAUUUCCGAAUUUGUUCUUGUGAUAUUAUGGCUUUUUCUCCCCCUCCAAAAAUAGAAAAUUUUCUUUUCUCAAAAACGUAUUCUCAGUUUUUUUUCUUUUUUUUCUUGAAUGUAUACAAAUUUUCUUCUCUAAAAUAUCACAUUUCUUUCUCGAAAUCAUAGGACUUCCCCCCCCCCAAAAAAAUUCCACUUUUCCUUUAAAAAAGCCAAAACGUUUUUUUCUCGUGAUAUUAAUUAUAACAGUUUAUUAUAUCAAAUAUGAAACUUGAAACUUUUUUCUAGAAAAUAUACAACUUUUUUAACCAAAAUAUGCAAGUGGUAUACGAUUGUAUUUCUUUAAAGAAAAAAAAAUAAUUAAAAAAAAUGAUUUAUUCUCACAAGAUCCAGAUUUUUUUUUUUUUUUUUUUUUCCUCAAAUGUUACUUUGUUCUCAAAAAUUGGCAACUUUUUAUCCCCACAAAAUAUGCACUUUUUUUUUUUCACAAAAAAAGAUGUUAAUGUAUUCACAUAAGAUGGAGUUUUACUCAUUCAUUUUCUCGAAAAUUAGCGACUACUUUCUCGAAAUAUGUAGGUUUUUUUCCCCGCAAAAAAAUACUAAUCCUUUUCCCUCAAAUAUGCAACUCUAUUCUCAAUAAUUGGUGACUUCUUUUUUUUUUUUUUUUUAAAGAAAAAAAAUAUCCUCAUUACCACUUCUUUUUUCUCUCAUGAGAAAAUGACUUUUUUUUUUUUUAUUUUAAGUUCUCCAAUCAGCGACUUUAUUCUAGAAUUUACUACUUAAUUUUCUCUAGUUAAUUGUUUAUUUAAUUCCUGUAAGAUUUCAACUUGAAUCUUUUUUUUUUUUAUUUCUAUAUAACGUGGCCCUAACACCCCUUGGUAGUUGAUGAACUUUAAAUGCCGAGAAAGACGUUUUGAGGAAUCGAUUUUGUGCUUUUUUUUCUGUACAAUCUCCAACAAGCCAGUCGUGUCGUAAGUCUUUUGAAAAGGAUGCCACUUAAUUUUACAAGCCAAAUUUUGAUCUUUUCCCCCCUUCUGUUCGUACUCAAAUUUACUGCGACAAACCGGUUCAGAAAAUUUCCAAACACUACCUCAGAUCCUCUUAUGCACCAGUCACAACAAAACCCUGAGGUCAGUUAUUAAAAAGGGAAUUCUAACUCUUUAAAUCAACACUUAGCUUAUUUUUUUCUUCCUCCUGUUGUGGAAUCAUCGCUGUGUCCAUUUUACAACCAAAACAAAAAAUGCUGAAUAUUUUCACACUUUUCUACCAUGUUUACGAUGAGGAGUAACUGCGACACGAUGUAGGAAAAUCCAUGGAGGGUUAUUCUUCUUCUUCUUUGUUUUUUAACAGUGCUUUCAUUGUUUUUGUCUUAAUGGGUAAUGAUGACAUAGUCGCAGGCUUCCAAACAGGCGCUAACGUUGAUUAGCGCUUGUUGUUUGCGUGUUAAAAGGUGUCCUUUGUUUAUGACUAAGUUAUUUUUGUGGACUGUACAAUUCAUUUCCAUGUAUUUAUACCUUUUAAACAAUUGUCUACUCAGAAAUAGAUCUUUUUCCCAAUUUUAUGGGAAUGUGCAAUAAAGAUGGAGACAUUUGGACAUAAA